CUUCUCUCUCUCUCUCUCUCUCUCUCUCUCUCUCUAUGUUAUGUUCAUCCCACAUCAAGCAACCAGAACAGGAUCGUAAUCCUUUCCGGAGUUAUCUGAAUGGGGAACUCUAAAUUAAUUUACUUAAUUUGUUCCCUUUUCGUGGUUGUGUUUCUCCGGACAUCCCACAUCUGUGUGGAAGCCCAACAAACGUAUCUGGACAACAAGCAGCUCAAUUGCUCCAACGACGUAAACUUCACGGAUGGCUACUCUUGCAACAGCGUCCAAUCCUCCUGCGAAGCCUACCUCACCUUCCGAUCCAAUCCUCCUCAGAAUUCGCCGGCCGCCAUCGGCUUGCUCUUAAGCUCCGAUCCCUCCCUCAUUGCCGAGGCCAACAACAUCUCUAACUUUGACACAAUUCCCACCGAAACCCAGAUACUAAUCCCGGUCAAUUGCUCUUGUUCGGGUCCUUACUACCAGUAUAACACCUCUUAUAAGUUGAGCGGGCGGGGCGAGACCUACCUCACCGUUGCCAACAACACCUACCAGGGGCUGACUACCUGCCAGGCCAUGAUGGCCCAGAACUCAUACGGCGAGCGCAAUCUCACGGUGGGCUUGAAUCUAGAGGUGCCGCUCAGGUGUGCUUGCCCGACUUCCAAUCAGACGGCGGCUGGGAUCAAGUACUUGCUCACUUAUAUGGUCACCUGGGGCGAUAGCGUUUCUGCUAUUGCUGAACUUUUCGGGGUGGAUAUGCAGAGCGUACUGCACGCGAACGACCUUUCUGAGGAGAGCGUUAUAUUCCCCUUCACACCCCUUCUUAUUCCUCUUAAGAGCAAGCCCAGUAGAAUUCAGAGCACAGCCUCUCCAUCCCCUGCACCGGCCCCCCCGUCGCCCACCGCUGAUUCUGGGAAAUCCAACAAACGGUGGAUAUUCGUGGGUGUUGGCAUUGGAGCUGCUGCGUUGCUUGUCCUCUCCGCUUUUCUGCUUUGGUUCUUCUGUGGCGGUCAGUUUCACAAGAAGCCACCCCAGCCACUCCCAACUUUGGCACCACCUCUGAAGAAGCCCCCACAGUCUUCCCAUGAAAAUUCAUGGUCUAUUUCUACAGAAGGUGUUCGUUAUGCUAUCGAAUCCUUAACCGUAUACAAGUUUGAUGAAUUAGAAAAGGCCACUGGGUUCUUCGGGGAAGCUAACAGAAUCAAGGGCUCUGUCUACCGGGGAUCCUUCAAGGGUGAUGAUGCUGCUGUUAAGGUCAUGAAAGGGGACGUUUCGAGCGAGAUCAACUUGUUGACGCGCAUCAACCACAAUAACAUCAUCAGGCUAUCUGGUUUCUGCGUACACGGAGGGAACACUUACCUUGUUUACGAGCAUGCAGAAAAUGGGUCUCUCAGCGAUUGGCUUCAAUCAAACAAGCUUCAAAAUAAUACCCCUUUAACAUGGAAGCAGAGGGUUCAGGUUGCCUAUGAUGUGGCCGAUGCUCUCAACUACCUCCAUAACUAUGCCAACCCUCCCUACAUCCACAAGAACUUGAAGACCAGUAACAUUCUUUUGGUUUCCAAUUUCAGAGGCAAAGUUUCCAAUUUUGGACUGGCAAGAACAAUGGAGAAUGAAGACAACGGAGGACUCCAACUGACCAGACAUGUGGUCGGUACUCAGGGUUACAUGGCGCCGGAGUACAUCGAGAACGGAGUGAUUACUCCUAAGCUAGAUGUGUUCGCGUUUGGGGUUGUCGUAUUGGAGCUCUUAUCCGGAAGAGAAGCCGCUGCUGCCGGCAAGGAUGGAGGAGAUCGUGAGGAAUUACUAUUUACAUCCAUAAGACUGGUUCUUGAAGGAGACAAUGUCAGAGAUAAACUGCGAGAAUUUGUGGAUCCUUCUCUUGGGCAUGAGUACCCUCUGGAUUUAGCCUUCUCCAUAGCCCAGCUUGCUAAAAACUGUGUUGCGCAUGACCUCAACUCUCGCCCGGCCAUGGCAGAAGUUUUCAUGACUCUGUCCAAGAUUCUGUCGUCGUCAUUGGACUGGGAUCCAUCUGACGAGCUCGAACGUUCCACAUCAAUUGGUCAAACUCAUUCCAGAUAGAUGGCAAUUGGAAUGGCAUAUGCUCUUGCGCUCCAGAUUGAGAUGCAUAAAGCCCUGCUGUAAUCCUGUCGGGUAAUCCCAUGAUUAAUUUACUGAUCAUGAUGCAAACAUAAUAAUGGAACGUAGUAAUUGUUCUCUCUCCCUGGUUUCCAGCUUAGGAUGCGGUUCUACUCAAGUAUUUAUAUGAAUAUGAAUAUCAUGUUCUUAACGCUUUCAAAAAAAUUUUAAUCAGAUUAUUGUAUUUUAUGUCUCAUGUCCCUCCUUGUCCUUCUAAAAUAGUUCAGUGAGAUGCAACUGGGUAGACAAUUGUAUUAUGCAGAGACAAUUUUUAUUUUUUAUUUAUCCUUUUUUGAUGCA
Carya illinoinensis is the source of this 2409-nucleotide messenger RNA. Its product is annotated as protein LYK5-like. Gene Ontology annotation, biological process: protein phosphorylation. Lineage: Eukaryota; Viridiplantae; Streptophyta; Magnoliopsida; Fagales; Juglandaceae. The coding region runs from base 100 to 2052 and encodes 650 amino acids. The record is from RefSeq and is a predicted model, not a curated record. Gene Ontology annotation, molecular function: protein kinase activity; ATP binding. The transcript has a single exon.